Messenger RNA from Arachis duranensis, 1705 nucleotides. RefSeq lists its product as uncharacterized. Bases 226 to 1644 code for a protein of 472 amino acids. Lineage: Eukaryota; Viridiplantae; Streptophyta; Magnoliopsida; Fabales; Fabaceae. The record is from RefSeq and is a predicted model, not a curated record. The transcript is spliced from 7 exons.
AACCCAAAACCCCUUCUCUACAGAGUAGUAUUUUAUUCAAUCCUAGAGCUUUGGGAGUUCAACUACAAAUUGUGAGUAAUAAAACCUCCAAACCCAUUCAAUUCAAGCUCAUAAUCACUACCCUCCAAAGAGAGAGAAUAAAAGAAACUUUGUUGCUAUUAUUCUUUGCUUCCAAGGCAUUGAGAAUGGUGAAUUAGUAAUUAAAACUUGCUUCGAAUACUCACCAUGUGUUGGAACACACAGCUAUCUUGUCUUGUCCAUAGAAGAAGAAGGGGAAGAAGAAGAAGGAGGAGGAGAAGAAGACAAAGCCAAUGCAAACAAAUGAACACAAAUAUGAAAACAAGAACAAAACGAAGCUUCUCAAGCAUGGAUUUUAGCUGGUGUUUGAGCUUCCCAAUCAUUGUACAUUUUCUUCUUCUUGUUUCUUUGGUUUGUCCUGUUUUAUCGUCCUCGUCGUCGCCGCCGUCCACAGAAGUUGGUAAUGGUAACGACCCAGUUUCCAAUCAAACACUUCGGCCGCAAGAAGAGUUGAAAAAGUUCAAUUUCAUAAGAAAUCAUCUUCAAAAGAUCAAUAAGCCUGCUGUUAAGACAAUUGAGAGUUCAGAUGGUGAUAUAAUAGACUGUGUUGUAACUCAUCAACAACCAGCUUUUGAUCAUCCUCAAUUGAAAGGACAGAAGCCAUUGGAUGCUCCUGAAAGGCCUGAAGGAUAUAAGCAUGAAGUUGAGGAAAGGAGUGAAGAGUUUCAAGUAUGGAGCAUGUCUGGAGAAUAUUGUCCAGAAGGUACAAUCCCAAUAAGAAGAACAACACAAGAAGAUAUGCUGAGGGCAAGUUCUGUUUCCACUUUUGGGAGAAAAUUAAGAAGCCGUGUUAGAAGGGACACUAACAGCAAUGGACAUGAGCAUGCAGUUGGGUAUGUAAGUGGAGAAGAAUAUUAUGGAGCGAAAGCAAGUAUAAAUGUGUGGGCACCAAGAGUGACAAACCAAUAUGAAUUCAGCUUGUCACAAAUGUGGGUCAUCUCUGGUUCUUUUGGAAAUGAUCUCAACACCAUUGAAGCCGGUUGGCAGGUCAGUCCGGAGCUAUACGGAGACAGUUACCCUAGAUUCUUUACUUAUUGGACGAGUGAUGCAUAUCAAGCAACAGGAUGCUACAAUUUACUAUGCUCAGGAUUUGUUCAAACCAACAAUAGAAUUGCAAUUGGAGCUGCAAUCUCUCCAACUUCUUCAUAUCACGGAGGCCAAUUUGAUAUUAGCCUCCUCAUUUGGAAGGAUCCAAAGCAUGGGAACUGGUGGCUGGAAUUUGGAUCAGGGGUCUUAGUGGGGUACUGGCCAUCAGUGUUGUUCACACACCUAAGAAAUCAUGGAAGCAUGGUGCAAUUUGGGGGUGAAAUUGUGAAUUCAAGGCAAUCAGGGUAUCACACAUCAACACAAAUGGGAAGUGGUCACUUUGCUGGGGAAGGUUUUGGAAAAGCCUCAUACUUUAGGAACAUGCAAGUUGUGGAUUGGGAUAACAAUUUGGUUCCUUUGUCAAAUCUCAAGGUUCUUGCUGACCACCCUAAUUGCUAUGACAUUCAAGGAGGAAUCAAUAGGGUUUGGGGGAAUUACUUUUAUUAUGGUGGACCUGGAAGAAAUGUUAGAUGUCCCUAAGGGAAUAAUAAUAACAAUUAUCAAUUAUAGGAAUCUUUUUUUUUUUUUUACUUGGUGUCAU